Molecule: messenger RNA, 735 nt
Organism: Drosophila rhopaloa
Lineage: Eukaryota; Metazoa; Arthropoda; Insecta; Diptera; Drosophilidae
Exons: 3
Coding region: 133-591 (152 amino acids)
Source: RefSeq, a predicted model, not a curated record
GUUUACAAAUCUAUAGCAAACCAAUUUAGAACUAGGGUCUAAAACAAAUAUUGACACACACACUAUUUUUUUGGAAUCAAAAUUUUGUCCGGAAUUCGGAAGGUAGCCAGCCAUCAAACGACCAGGCCAAUAAUGCAUCAAUUUGCGUUCUGGAGGAGCGAGGUGAAGACGCACCAGCUCGAUACGGUCUCGCCCAUUUGGAAGGAUUUGAAUGCAACAUUUUUGACUGUCCUCAGCUGGAGUUGGCUCAUCUACACCUUGUCCGCUCUGGUAAUCCUCGUUUGUGCCUACUUUGCAUAUUGUGAACGUUGCCGCCGAACGGAGACAGUACGACGUCGUCGGGUGAUUCAGCGAGCCCAGGAGCGGCCACCCCAAAAACGUCGACCGAAUGCGGCGUACAGGGAUCACCAGAUCUACCGCCAUAUUAUCCUGAGCGUCGCCAAGUACAUGAAGAAUCCGGAGGGCAUCCGUCCAUUUAUAGAAAACAUGGACCAGCUAUAUCCUCUGCAACAUACGUUGGCUGAUCAGCAGCAAGUGGCUGAGCUCUCUCUGAACGUCAACGAUGCGGAGCCAAGUACUGGAGAGGAUUAAUUACUAAAGUCAAGGUCGGCCAAUACAUGCCAGCUAAAGGCUACGUUUCUAUCAAAUUUAAUAAGCAACCAUUUCGGUAUUAAAUUUAAUAAAUAUGUUUAAAACAGAUGGGAAAGUAAAUAUAUACAAGUAAAUAUCAAUUAA